AAAGCCCAGAAGAGCCCACUUCACAAUUCACCAUAUAUAACCGAAGCAAUAAAAUACUUGUUCACUCCUUCAUACAGAGCUAUAGAUACAAGCACAUAUACAUACAUCUUCGUCGCUGCGAAUUGUGAGUUGCUUUGCGACCUCGGACGAUUAUAAGCGAUUGAGUGAAUCUUCCAACUAUUACACAGUGUUUUCCUAUCUGCCAUCUGUUUUUGCGUUGAGCUGCGAGUAUGAGUGGUACUCCAAAUAAGAAGUUGCAUGAGGAUGUUGGAGGUCAUCCCUCCACAUUGAAAUAUCCACAUGAGACUAAAUACUCUCAUGAAGAGUCUGCUUCUUACCCAAGUGCUGGCUCCAAGAUCACUUCAUCAGUUAUGAGCGAGUACCAUUCAUUAUUUGACAUGGGUCAUGAUGCUCGGGCGCCAAAGAUUCCGCGAACUGAAUCACGUGAUGCAGACAGGUCGCCUUUACUGCCAAUAUCUCGAAUCUCAUCAUCUUCGCAUGUUUCACGUUCUGAUCAUCCUGUUACCUCAGAGAAUAAAUUUGAGAAGAGAGAAUCCAAAGAUAGCAGUAGGGACAUUAAGCAUGACAAUCGGGGAGUGAGAACAGAAUCACGGGAAGGAUAUCAAACUGCUAAAGUUGAUAAGGACGUCAGAUUUGAAAGUAGAGGAGAUGAUAAUAAAGAAAGUAAAUACGAGAGAGAAAUUUAUCCUGAUUAUAAAAGUGAGAUAAAAACAGACAAGGAAGCAUACAAUACAGGAAACAGUCAAUUGAAUUGGAAAGAUUCAAAAGAACAAUACAGGGGAAAGAGGUAUUCUGAUAUCCCUGGUGGGAAUGUAGAUACAUGGCAUGCCUCUCGAACUGGUGUGCACGGGCCACCAGAGGUUGGAAAGGAGGGCUCCACUACAGAAGAGAGGGAUCGUUCUGAAGCUAACGAGGCUGUUGGCGAGAACAAGGUUGAUUUGAAGGCAGAUGAUAAGUUCAAAGAUAAAGAUAGGAAAAGGAAGGAAGGAAAGCACCGUGAAUCAGGAGAUAGGGAUAAAGAAAGAAGCGAUUCCCGUAGUAACUUACAACUAGGUAACAUUAGUAAUGAGGGCAAAGAAUCAGUACGGGAGGAGAAAGAAGCGGAUAAGUUUGAUAGGGAGAGAAAGGAUCUUCCUAAAGAUAAGGAUAAGUUUAAGGAGAGAGAAAAAGAUCAUACAAAGAGAGACACAUGGAAUGGAGCUGAUAGAGAGAUUCCACAAAAGGAAAUGUCGGAUGUCUCUCGCAGGGUUUUGGAUCAGGAUAUUUCAUCAGGAGACCAUAAGAAACAGAAAGAUCAUCAUGGCUGGAAGCAAACUGAGAGCGGGAAAGGUUUGGACAAGGAAGCUAAAGGCUUGAAAAAAGAAAAAGAUGUUGACAUGGAAGGAGACCAAGCUGAAAAGAGCAGCAGAUGCUAUGAUAAAGACUCAGAUGAUGGGUUUGUGGAUGCAGAAGGUGUUGCUGAAAGGGAAAGAGAUGCGUUCAGCUAUGGAGUUCAGCAGCGUAAGAGGAUGUUACGCCCUAGGGGCAGUCCGUUGGCAAAUCGUGAUCCUCGAUCGAAGUCUCGUGCUCAGGAGAAUGAAGGGUACUUUAUCCUUGUUUCAAAGCAUGAUGCUUCAGUUGUUACUUACAAAGUUGGUGAAUGUCUGCAAGAAUUGACAAAAUUGUGGAAGGAAUAUGAAUCCUCCCAAGCGGAUAAAUCUUCUGCAAGCCCCCCGAAUGGUCCUACACUGGAAAUCAGGAUACCCGCUGAGCAUGUUACUGCCACAAAUCGCCAGGUUAGAGGUGGCCAGUUAUGGGGAACUGAUAUAUACACUGAUGACUCUGAUCUUGUUGCGGUACUUAUGCACACGGGCUACUGUCGCCCAUCUGCCUCUCCUCCCCCAUCUGCUAUUCAAGAGUUACGAGCUGUGAUUAGAAUCUUGCCUCCACAAGCUUGUUACAUUUCUACUUUGAGGAACAAUGUCCGUUCCCGUGCUUGGGGAGCUGCUAUUGGUUGCAGUUAUCGUGUGGAGCGCUGUUGGAUCGUGAAGAAAGGAGGUGGAACCAUCGAUCUCGAGCCAUGUCUUACUCAUACCUCAACAGUUGAGCCAACACUUGCGCCGGUGGUUGUGGAAAGAACAAUGACUACAAGGGCUGCAGCUUCGAAUGCAUUGAGGCAGCAGAGAUUUGUACGUGAAGUUACGAUACAGUACAACCUCUGUAACGAGCCUUGGAUCAAAUACAGUAUAAGUGCUGUUGCUGACAAGGGUCUGAAAAAGCCCUUUUUUACAUCUGCCCGCUUGAAAAUGGGAGAAGUGUUGUAUCUGGAAAGUCAUUAUUGCAGAUAUGAGCUCUGCUUUAGUGGAGAAAAGAUGGUCAAGACAGCAAUAGCGGGUCUUGCAAGCCCAGCUGAAGCGGAGAGAUCUCAAAGUCACUAUUCUAACGGCGCAAAUGGUGAGAAGAGUUCAACUGAUGGUGACAAUGGUAUAGUUGAUGUCUUUCGAUGGUCACGCUGUAAGAAGCCACUCCCCCAACCAAUGAUGUUGUCUAUAGGGAUUCCGCUCCCCCUUGAUCAUGUGGAGAUCUUGGAGGAUAAUCUGGAAUGGGAAGAUAUUGAGUGGUCGCAAACAGGAGUUUGGAUAGCUGGAAAGGAAUAUCCGCUUGCUCGGGUGCACUUUCUCUCUCCAAACAAGUAAAGAUUCAAUGCAUUGUGGCGCCGUGCCUUGUAUUCGUGAAAGAUUUCAUGCAUUCCGGCGUGCAUUCUCAAUUAAAGUCACCAACUUGUGUUAGAAGGUUUUUAUUUACUCAUAAUAAUGUAUUGUCCUACCAUGUAUGGUGGUGAUCAUGCGUUAUGAACUUGUUAGAUAUUUGGUAAGAUUGUUGUGCUGAAUCAUCUGCAGAUGUUGAUAGACAUGCGACUUUUAAGUUGAUUAAAUAAGUUCAAAAAACACAAA
Daucus carota subsp. sativus is the source of this 2954-nucleotide messenger RNA. RefSeq lists its product as uncharacterized. The record is from RefSeq and is a predicted model, not a curated record. Bases 231 to 2696 code for a protein of 821 amino acids. Lineage: Eukaryota; Viridiplantae; Streptophyta; Magnoliopsida; Apiales; Apiaceae. The transcript has 11 exons.